CAAACUUCAUGUCCGUCUGCCCAGCCCUGCACUUAAAGUGUUCGUACUACUUUCAUUAAUAUCAUUGUUCAUUGCAUAGCAGAAACUCCGGUGUUAUCAGUGGCCCGACGCCGUACUCAUGCUGCUCGGAUGGUGUGGUGGGGCCCACGGCCCGUACCUGUCCCCGCGAGCUCUAAUGCCUUAAAAUCUCGAUCGGACACAGAGAUUCUCUUUGCCCCGUACGGAGACUUUCUAGUUAUCGAUUACCAUACAGAUUUUAUUCUUGCUGGGACAAUUGCAUUUUGUGGUCCUGCCCCUACCUUGCAGAAGUACAAGACGAAAUGGAAUCGCGACCUGGGAUAAGCUCGAAUUUGCUUCCCCCUCCAAAGAUCUCCAAGGGUGCUUUUUUGGGGAUUGUAUGGGGAGGCUUCACCUUGUGUACCCUCUUCGUUGCCUCUUGGGCCGGCGUGCGGUUCAAGACAUUUAGGCGGCUCUUCCCCGAUGAUGCAUUUGUGCUCUUUGCCUGGGCUAUCAUCCUUUCAACAUCAAUCCUUUGGCAAACCAUAGCGAAAGACAUGUACUUUCACGGCGAGAUCGUCAGAAGUUCGCAGGUGCCGCCCCCCGACUUCAAGCCAAGAGUCGAACGUUUCCUUAAAGGCUCUGCUGCAUUUGUCUUUUUGUUUUACACGACAUUAUGGUCUAUUAAGCUGUCCUUCCUGUUCUUUUUUCGACGCUUGUAUCUUCACGUGGGAAGAUGGAUGUUGUUCUGGUGGGUUAUUCUUGCGAUCACGAUGGCCUCAUACUUCGCUUGCAUUGGGGAUAUGGAGUAUGAUUGCCUGGUGGACCCACUGGAAGAGAUUGCAACACACUGUCAGUCUCGGGAGUCGAUCAACUUCCAGCGCAGAACCCUUAUCGCGAAUUGCGUCCUGGAUGUCUUCACAGAUAUACUGAUCACAUGUAUUCCUAUCACCAUGCUCUGGAAAGUCCGCAUAAGCACUAGGAGAAAACUGGCUUUGGGCGGCGUCUUCUGUGUCACCGUCAUUACGGUAAUAUUCGCCAUCGUCCGAGUAGCCGUCGUGGCUACAUCGGCAUCUGGUACUGCGGAUAUGAGCUGGCUUUAUGCUUGGAGUAACAUUGAAGCCGGCGCUGCCAUCAUCGUGUCUUGCAUAGGGUCUUUCCGAAGCCUCUUCACAUCUCAGGACUCUGCUCAAAGGCCAGACAAAGAUUCUCCACCAACUAUCGGAAGCCCUCAACAUAAAAAACUGCACUCCUUCGCCCAUAUGUUUGCAACUUCCCUCAUGAGGACUGAGUCGGAUCGGGAGACGUUAAAUACGUCGAGGGAGUUUUAUAUCCUUCAAGAAUCGAAGAGCAGAGAAUCUCCGUCAACAAAGAUAGAACUUGCUGAAGAAUGAGGUCCAGGCAUUGGGGAUGUCUCAUGGGAGGACAUCGAGAGAAAUGCUGUGAUGAGCUGGGAGGCGAAGUCUUCGAUACCUGAAGGAUUGGUGGAAGCGGCUAAGCGGUUGAUGGUGGUGGGGUUGACUAACGCUAGUGCGGAAGGAUGUAUGCAACUGUGGAUGCUGGACGUAUGGAAAUAGAAUCAGAGCUGAUGUCAGGUUAUAUCUACUCGUAGAUAGCCCUAUGCUUAUGCUUUGGGGGAUUCUAUUACUCGCCUCUCAUCAUGC
This is a messenger RNA of Trematosphaeria pertusa, 1661 nucleotides long. RefSeq lists its product as uncharacterized. The transcript is spliced from 4 exons. Lineage: Eukaryota; Fungi; Ascomycota; Dothideomycetes; Pleosporales; Trematosphaeriaceae. The record is from RefSeq and is a predicted model, not a curated record. Bases 321 to 1391 code for a protein of 356 amino acids.